GACGGUGCCUAGUUUCUCUGGACAGAGCCCAGAAAAACUAGGCAAGAAUUGGAUGGAGUAUCAAGGAAUAAAGAAUUGGGAAGGUUUGCUUGAUCCACUAGAUGAUAAUUUACGUGGAGAAAUAAUUCGAUAUGGACAUUUUGUUGAAGCUGCGUAUAGAGCAUGCAAUUUUGAUCCUUCUUCUCCUUCAUACGCAAUGUGCAAAUACUCAAGAAAAAAAUUGUUUCAUCUUUCGGGCUUUUCAGGUACUGGUUAUCGUGUUUCCAAGUACUUGAAAGCUACUAGUGGGAUUAAGCUUCCAAAUUGGGUUGAUAAAGCGCCUAAAUGGAUGUCAAAGCAAUCCAGUUGGAUUGGUUAUGUCGCGAUUUGUCAUGACCAAAGAGAAAUAGCAAGACUAGGGAGAAGAGACGUUGUCAUUGCCUUACGAGGCACAGCAACUUGUUUAGAGUGGCUCGAGAAUCUACGAGCCACUCUCACUCCUCUCCCUAACAUUAAACAUACUUGUUCUACCAUAUGUUGUCCAAUGGUCGAAAGUGGUUUCCUAAGCUUAUAUACAUCCAAAAUAGAUGCACAACAGAGUCUACAAGACAUGGUUAGAGAAGAAAUAGCCCGAAUUAAAAAAAUAUACGAUGGUGAAACUUUAAGCUUCACCAUCGCAGGCCACUCCCUUGGGGCCGCGUUAGCCACUCUAACAGCCUACGAUAUUAAACAAUUUUUCAGAGAUAUACCACUUGUAACAGUCAUGUCGUUUGGUGGUCCAAGAGUCGGAAACCAUAGUUUCCGAUACCAUCUUGAUAAACAAGGUACCAAAAUCUUGCGUAUCGUCAACUCAGACGAUCUUAUAACUAAAAUUCCUGGAUUCGUCAUUGACAACAAUGAUAAUAAAUUUGCGGAAAAAAGUGGUCAUUGGAUCCAAAAGCUUGUGGAAGAUAGUCAAUGGGUAUAUGCAGAUGUUGGAUGUGAACUACGAUUAAGUAGUAGUGAUUCACCAUACUUUAAUGGGAUUAAUAUUGCAACUUGUCAUGAAUUAAAUACUUAUCUUCAUUUGGUUAAUAGUUUUGUUAGCUCAAACUGUCCUGUUAGAGCUACUGCAAAAAAAAUUAUGCACAAAAGUAACAAUAAUGUGAAAUGUACGUAA
Molecule: messenger RNA, 1138 nt
Organism: Solanum stenotomum
Lineage: Eukaryota; Viridiplantae; Streptophyta; Magnoliopsida; Solanales; Solanaceae
Product: phospholipase A(1) DAD1, chloroplastic
Exons: 1
Coding region: 53-1138 (361 amino acids)
Biological process (GO): lipid metabolic process
Molecular function (GO): glycerophospholipase activity
Source: RefSeq, a predicted model, not a curated record